UGUAAAAUGGCGGCUAUAGUUUUGAGGAGGGAUGUCGCAAAAUCUUGUCUUUUUUCGUUUUCAAGACCCAAAAUAACUACGAGAACCACCUAUCACAUUUGCUGUAGACAACAGUGUUUACAAAGAAAUUUUCAUUCAGGUAUGGUGUGGACUUAAGACUUGUCUAUUUUUCAAACCCAAAAAGUAACAAAAAUUUUAUAAUCAACCCAUACGGUAAGCUUAUUUUCAAGCUUAUUGAGAAACGUACUUAGAGGAAAGUUAAUUUACGGAUACUAUCUCUUCUUCCCUCACCUAGUAGAAGAAUGGGGAGUGGGGGGUGGAGGGCAUCAACCCCCACCCCCCUUGGUAGGGGACACAGCCUUGAGUUUUGCAAGUGCUCAUACAACCCAGGCAUCAAACUAUUCCUGAUUCAAUAUUUUUUCCUUGUUUUUUUCUUUUUUUUAAGGAGGACCUUUUUUCACCAAGUUACCGCUUGUACAUCAUGAAGGUUUCAGUUGCCAGUGGCCAGAAAAACACAGAUUUAAAAUGGCAAAGUUUGUUAAAGUAAUGGAGUGGAUUGUCAAAGACAAACUAUUAGACUCAGUACAAGUCUUUCAGCCCACAGAACCUUGUUAUGAGGCAGUUACACAGGUUCACACUAAAGACUUUGUGGAUAGUUUUAUCAAAGGAAGCCUUCCCUUUGAUGAAAUGCGGAAAACAGGAUUUCAUUGGUCUCAAGGCCUAGUGAAAAGAUGUUUUCUAGAAGUGGGUAUGUAAUUUUUUGACGAUGGUGAAAUUGAGUUUUUCCCACAUAUAUGUGAAUAUGUGUGGGACAAAGGAAAAAAUGUUGAGUUCUUGACAGGAUUUGAACUUACGACCUGCUGAGCACCAGACAGGAACUCUAUCCUCUGAGCUAUGAAGACUCAUGGAAACCAGGGCUAUAUGCUACGUUCAAAGUUCACACAUGCCCUGCAUACUGAAAGGAUCAGCAAUGUCUAUAGCAUACUAAAUGAAAUGGAGAAAGAUUGUGAAUUUUAAGGUCGGUGACUGAAUGUGAAAGUUGUGAUAAUCAGCAUGUCACGAGCAUGGGACAAAGAGAAAAUCUAGAGUCCUUUGCAGGAAUCAAACCAGAAGGAACUCCUGAACACGUCAUAGGUGCUACCCCAGAGGGGAGGGGGAACUCAAGAAAGUUAACUUCAGGGAGGCUCUGCCCUGAGGUCCAACUCCCAUAGCCUUUUAUAUACCACUUUUGACAGGAAAGGUAGCUCAUAGCCUGCAUAGCAGGUGUCAAAAGGGGUUAGGGCAUUGGGAGGAAGGAAAAAAAGGAGAGGAUUGGGGAGACAGGGUAAGGGAUGCCUGCUAUAAGAACCCUCUUUUGCUCAUUUCUGAAUUCCUGAUUGGCUGAGCCAUAAUGGGUAACUUAUUGACGUGUAUUAGAAACCAAAAUUGCAGAUUUUCCUAGCCUUUGAUAUACUUCAACCACUGAAAUUCCUGCCCUUUUAUAUACCUAUAUCCCCCUUCUGCUGCACCCAUUGUAACUUAUAGAUGUAGUUGGAACUUCAGUGAUUUUCUAGAUUUUUUGAAGACCAUUUGACAACCCAUCUAAUAUGUCCAAACCCACCACAGUCUCAGAACAUUUCCUUACUAAUGAUCAUUCUGCUAACAACAUUACACUUAUUCCACUCAAACUCAUUAAAUUCAAUAGAGACAUUGUGUGAAAAACUUGAGAAGCAUACCUCAUUGAGAGAUGUAAAACUCUUGAACCUUUAGGUAUUAACAAGAAGGAUGAGAUGUAAUGUAUCCUUUCCAUUGUAUUUAUUUAUACUAUUUUUACGUUUCAUCCUUAUUUAAGAUUGUAUCAUCUUAGCUAGCGUACCUAGUCAUUUGUACAUAAUGCCUUGAAUAACAAAGGCUGUGCUUUUUGAAAUACUGGCAACAUAAAAAAUCUAUAUAUUUCCAACUGUAAAAUCAGCCUUGCUUCUUGCCGUUGUGGUUCCCCUUUUGGGUGGACCUCCCCCUUAGGGGAGUGCUACAGAGAGACUCAUGGAUAGCAAGACCAUAAACUAGGCUCAUAUUUGACCCGCAUAAUGAAUAAUGCUUUUUGUUUCUCCAUUGAAGGUGGUACUAUACUUGCAGCUAAACUAGCUAUGGAGUAUGGACUUGCUUGUAGCACAGGCGGAGGUACUCAUCAUGCAUUCCCUAGUCAUGGCUCUGGUUUUUGUAUUUUGAAUGAUCUUGCAAUCGCUGCUCAGGAUAUGAUUGACAACAAUACAGUUAACAAAGUUCUUAUUGUGGACCUAGAUGUACAUCAGGUAAAUUAACGCUCCAUGAAAUUAAGAUAUUGGAAAUUAAAGUGACUCAAAUCAACACCAAUUUAGUGGAAAUGACUUUUGAAUGAAGUAAAUUAACGCGAAAGAUGGGAAACAUUUCAAAGAAACAAAACUUGAUGAGACAGUAGGAACAAAGUUAAACGUAUAAUCUGAAAUGGAAACUUUGUUCGUGGUUCUUUCCCUAAACGUCCAAAAGGGAUCAAGCGAAGAAAUCUGACCACUUUUAAGGGUUCUUCACAGUUUUACUGAUACUUUCGGAUCUUUACCCUGUUAAAAUACUUCUUUUUCUUCGGCGUAAAGGAUGUCAAAACUGUAUCGACAAUUUGGGGCUAAAAUAAUGGGAGUUAAGGUCGCGGAAGUGAAUCAAAAAUUCGCGUUAAUUUCCUGUGAUAAGGUGUAUAUACAUUGUGUAUAAGCUGGAAAGAAACGGAUCAAAAUGUACCACUCACUUUAACAGUCAAUAACAAGAGUUUUAAUAAUGAAGAUACACAACUCAAUUUGACUCUGAAGAAGACUAAAAAAUCCGGUCAAUGUCAACAACAGUAACCCCCUGCAGUAGAACCGUGUUAACUCGUACUCUGAAGGGACACAAAAAGCAGUUCGAUUUAGGGAGGGGUAGCAGGGGCGGAUCCAAGGGAGGGGCAAUGGGUAGUCAUUUUUCAUUUUUUUAAAACCUGACCUGUUUAUUACACCAAUUGAAAUCAAAUUACUGUAGUGCCGACAACUUUGUCCAGAAGAGCUAAUGGGAUAGCAUCCGAGCGGAAAGAACCAGCGUUGGAGUUGUCCGGGUGAAUUUCAGUGAAUUUUUGAUCAAGUGAACGGAAAUUUAGUUCGCGUUAGCGGGGAGUUCGAGUUAUCCGAGUUUUACUGUAUUACUAUCGAUUUUAAAAGUAGUGGAAGUAUUUCAUUGCUGUUUUAAAUUUUCUGAUUUUUUAGCGUUGUCCUGUUUCUUCAGGGAGAUGGUACGGCUUUUAUCUUCAAGAACAAUGAUUCAGUCUUCACGUUCUCUAUGCAUUGUGAGAAGAACUUUCCUCUUAGAAAACAGCAAAGUGAUUUAGACGUUGGUCUAGAGUGCGGCUUGAAUGACAAACAGUAUCUGAACACAGUAGAGGAUUAUUUACCGUGGCUUCUUGACUUAUUUAAUCCUGAUCUUGUGUUGUAUGACGCUGGAGUAGAUCCACAUCAAGAUGACGCUCUAGGGAAACUUAAUCUCACAGAUCAAGGUAUAGCCAAGGAACGUUCAAUUAGCAAUAGAUGGCUUCAGUAUUUGGGCGUUUGUUUCACAUUGUUGUGCACUUGUGUUGCCCGAUUUAUGGUAGACGAUUUCCUAUAGACUCGGCUAUUGCAUGGGAUGUUGUGUAUAGUGACAUAUAUGUUGAGACCAGGAACAAUAGAACGCGCGGAAACACCCCCCAACAACCCCGAAACAUUUCGGAAAACCGGCAAAUAAAAUCAGAAACCUGAACACAGUCUAUAAAGUAAUCUAAAACGUUCUUUCUGUUCGGUUUAGUCUUUUGAACUGUUCCAGACUGUUGCCUGUUCCGAGUUUUAGUACCUGUGAUGUAUAGAUGGGAGGUCAACUAGCUGGAGAUUUGUCACAAGAGAAGAGAGGAUUGUACUUUUAGAAGUGUCAAAUACAUAUAACCGUAUAUAAAAGUCCCAAACACAGCCAGUGGCAAAGUGUGUCAAAGCCCUGUUUGAUAAUCCAUUUAUGAGGCAGCAGGGGUAGCUCCCAAAAAAGACUGUGAUGCUGUUUCGGUGGAGGUAUAAAAAAAGGUGUGUUUUUAAACUCAGUUGAUAAAGUCAACCUUGCUACCGUAAAAGUGAUCCAAAGCAAAUUAUUUGAAUGUCUUUUUGUUGGCAAUUUUUAUUGUCUAGACUCAGUUGACAAAACUAAAUUGUUGUAUUUAUGUGCUAGGACUGUUUGAACGGGAUGUGACUGUCUUACAAACGAUUCUGAAAAGGAGAAUUCCCUGCGCUACUGUGAUUGGUGGAGGCUAUGAUGACGACAUCGAAGUUCUCAGCAGACGGCACUCCAUUAUUCAUAGGGCAGGAAUUAAGGUGGGUGUGACGUAA
Molecule: messenger RNA, 4385 nt
Organism: Porites lobata
Lineage: Eukaryota; Metazoa; Cnidaria; Anthozoa; Scleractinia; Poritidae
Source: the annotation of a GenBank genome assembly